AUGAGUGCUGGACCCAAAGGAGACAACAUUUAUGAAUGGAGGUCAACUAUACUGGGACCUCCAGGGUCAGUAUAUGAAGGUGGAGUUUUCUUCCUUGACAUUACCUUUUCACCGGACUAUCCCUUUAAACCACCUAAGGUAACGUUCCGGACGAGGAUCUAUCACUGUAACAUUAACAGCCAAGGCGUCAUCUGCCUGGACAUUUUAAAAGACAACUGGAGUCCAGCAUUAACCAUUUCUAAAGUUCUCCUCUCCAUCUGCUCCCUCCUCACAGACUGCAACCCGGCUGACCCCCUGGUUGGAAGCAUUGCCACUCAGUAUAUGACUAACAGAGCAGAGCAUGACAGAAUGGCCAGACAGUGGACCAAGCGAUACGCCACAUAGGAACCUCCUCUAGGAUUUGCUGGACCUGUGCAAGCACAUUCACUAAGUGCUUCAAUAGCCCUUCCCUUCAUUCUUAUUUUUUAUUAAAUUUUGAACCAUUUCUUUUUUGUUUUGUUUUUAUUUUUAUUUGUUUGGGGUUUUUUUUGUUCUGUUAACUUGAAAGCUGUUUCCCUCAAAUGUAGACAGGGAAUUUUGGUUAUCAGUGCAAAGAAUGUUGGAUCUGUAAUAGUAUAGAGCUUUGUCACGAAGCUUUGUAUUAAUGUGUGGUUUUUUUUUUCUUUCAUGUGUUUUUUGGGAAAACAAACAAAUUCAGAAUUAUAUCUCGUUUCUACUUAAAUGUAGUGUUUAGGGUUAUUUUUUUGUACUGAAGUCUUUAAUGGUGGGUGCAUGCUACUGGGAACAAGUUUUGUAUAAAAGCUUAAAAUCAAGAAUCACUGUGCAUUACUAAGACUGUGUUUAUCACUAGCCUUCUGUUUCCCACACAAAAGGCUACUGCAUUGAACAAAUUAAUAUGUAUUUUGAUUUACUUAAAAGAAAAGUGCUUGUAAAUUUCUUAGGGACCUGCCACUUUUGACUGUGGAUCAGUUGAUGUACACUUGUAUUAUUAAAGCACUCAAUAAAACACUGUGGCUGAUAAAUGCACUUUUUGCAAGACGGUGCUUUCGCGUCUGUGCACUGUAGACUGCACAGUCCUCACACAAUAUGACUGCAGGUUAAGCAAUUAUUUUUAGACCUAAACUAUUCAUUUGUUCUUAACAGUAUCUUUCUUAACUUAGAAUUCUUUGUUGCGCGUAUCUUUUAUAUACAAACAUCUUCUAAAUUUUAAGGCCAUUCUUUCACAUGUCGGCGCUCAGCUCAGCUAUUCUGAAGCCUCUUGCUGAAUCUUUUGUACUAUAGCUUCACUGUAUCCAUCUUGUUACUUUUUUAAUGGUUGACUAUAAAAAUAGCCUUGCAAUGAAAGCAGAAUAUUGAUGAUGAUUUUAUACAGCAGGCUUCGUUUUGCCUUUCUCCUAGCUCUUUAAUUGUAAAAGCAACUGUUAUUUGAAAAAUAAAUGAAGGUUUUCGAUGGGAAAAUUGAGCCCACUGCACCAAUCAUUCCCAGCACGUUCAAGGCAAGGGUAUUUCUAUUCAGAUUUGACCUUCAGGCUAAUUUUAGAUAUGCAGCCAUAGAAGGAAAACUUCUCCUUGGCUAAGGAAAUGCGUGGGUGUUGUGAUUUAGAAAAUAUAUACUGUGAUGCUGAUAUCUAAAUGUU
Messenger RNA from Centrocercus urophasianus (Greater sage-grouse), 1637 nucleotides. RefSeq names its product ubiquitin-conjugating enzyme E2 E2. Gene Ontology annotation, cellular component: nucleus. Gene Ontology annotation, biological process: protein polyubiquitination. Gene Ontology annotation, molecular function: ubiquitin conjugating enzyme activity. The coding region runs from base 1 to 384 and encodes 127 amino acids. The record is from RefSeq and is a predicted model, not a curated record. The transcript is spliced from 4 exons. Lineage: Eukaryota; Metazoa; Chordata; Aves; Galliformes; Phasianidae.